CGACGACGGGGAAAGACACCGAUACAAUGGCUGGACCAUCAUAUUCCUCUUCACACUCUACCACUGCCAAUUCGCAAGGCUCCACCUUCCGCAAGCCUGUGCCGCCCACCUAUGAACAGAUCCUCGCUCUCCUUAACGAUGCACGCUCUGAGCUGGAGACCACCUACGCGCACGUUACCUCCGUACCCAACCAGGACACUACAACCCCGAAGUCCUCUCAGAGCCUCACGAAUGUCCUCCUUCGCAAUCUUCGCGAUAGCCAGGACGACUGCAAUUUACGUGCGCUGUCUCCCCAGGACAUCCUUGACACGCGCAUCGAGCGCGAGCGGGAUCUUAUAGAUUUCUGGAAUCAGUCUAGCCGGAUCGCGGAGGGUAAAGAUGCAGUGAACGAGGACAUUGAGAACUUCCCUCUGCAGGCGGCUGCACUGGACGCAGGCAUCGUGUAUCGGCCGCCUCAAUUCCUGGGCGUGCCUAAGAUGGCCGAGGAGCAAGCACCAUCCCGGGGUCGGGGCAAUGUCAUUUCCAACCCGAAAAUGAAUGCCUCUGUACAGCUCCCGCAUCCGCUCUCUGCAUAUCCACUCUCUGGCGCUGGCCUCGCUGCCCAACUUCGAGGCGUGACCCAGUGUAGCACCCCAUCACGUGGGACCUUCGAGCAGUCACUUUUUCAGCAUUCGCCAUUUUCGCCGUACAAUCUCUCUGAGGUACCUGCAACGGAGGUAGUGCCAUCGGUCGACGAGCGCGAACUCGCCCGCUACAACGCUCGGACGUCUGCUGAACCUCGAGAGAAAGUCCAGCAGAAGCGUCACAAUUGGUACGAGAAGUCUUCCGAUAAUUCCGGCUGGAAUAAAUAUGUUCAUGUUCUGUCUGUUCCGCCGACCCGGGUUCAACAGACUGGACACGCUGUCGAUUCCCCGAUGCUACGCUCGCCGAUGACACCAGGUGUAUUUUCUGCGGACGGAAAUGAAGACUACACGAGUGGCUAUGUCAAUUCGUCUAUCCAGUGGUCCCCGGAAAACUUCUCGCCUGUUACUGGUGGAGACCAGAACUCUUCGCCCGUGCAGCAAGCUCAGGGGCAAGACCAAUUCCAAUCCGGGUAUCUUCCGUCUCCGCGCACACCGUAUCAGGUGCAGCAGCAGAUGAUCUCAGUGCCACAGAAGCGUAAAAAGACGGCUUCUGCGACACAAGACUAUCCAGCUGUCUCCCAGCCUGAAACCCCGAAGAAGCUUAAGGGGGCGCAACCUCUUGUCAAGUCGGGUGUAGUGGGCAAGCAACUGAACGACUUCCCCUCCCCCAACAUUCCUUUCCCAGCCGUCGUUCAAGGCCGUCCAUUGGAUGUCACGAUUGUGGAAUUGUUGACUUUCUUCCCUCGGUACAUCUUCAGCAGCGAGGUGGUCGAACGCAUCGUCAGCAAUGGCGGCUCCCAGAAUCUCAUUGCGAAGAUCAUGAACGCAAAUCUCCGCCUCCCAGCUCCGAUGGAAGACAACUUCCUGUUGCACGUUCUGCAGGCUCGGAUGCGCCACAAGGGUGACCGGACUGCCAACGGCGGGUACGACUACACGAAGUGGACCGUCGGUAGGCACCAGCCUCUGGCGAACCAUGAUCCUGACAAGCUGGACAUCGCUGGUCUUCGAACUCGGUUCGACAUUGAGAAUUUCCCAUCGUUCCGGGAUGCAAACUCGAUUCCGUUCAAGAAGCUGGCCGAGCGUGUGAAGGCGUGGCCCUCCGGGCGGGAUGCGUUGAACUUGACGCACUGCGUCCGCUAUGCUUCCCUGCACCCCGAAGAGAAUUGGAACUACCCGGCUGACUUCCGGGACAUGAUCACUUAUUUGACCAACGGUCUUGCCGGUGUUGUGACUUUCCCGGUCCCAGUCACUGACCAGCACCUGGAUCGGGCAGCCUGGGAGCGUUGGAGGAACACCUAA
Messenger RNA from Paraphaeosphaeria sporulosa, 1922 nucleotides. RefSeq lists its product as uncharacterized. NCBI's taxonomy places the organism in Eukaryota, Fungi, Ascomycota, Dothideomycetes, Pleosporales, Didymosphaeriaceae. The coding region runs from base 27 to 1922 and encodes 631 amino acids. The transcript has a single exon. The record is from RefSeq and is a predicted model, not a curated record.